Molecule: messenger RNA, 774 nt
Organism: Carassius carassius (crucian carp)
Lineage: Eukaryota; Metazoa; Chordata; Actinopteri; Cypriniformes; Cyprinidae
Product: calcium and integrin-binding protein 1-like
Exons: 6
Coding region: 153-701 (182 amino acids)
Molecular function (GO): calcium ion binding
Source: RefSeq, a predicted model, not a curated record
AAUGACGUCAUCCAGGAAGCGGAAGCGACCAAAGUUUGUUUUGGUUGUUCGCUGAAAACAUCAGAACUUCAGCCGCUUAACUCGGUUUUUAUGAAACAAUAGUAACAUUACUCGACUUUAUUAUAGUUUAAAGUGAACAGGAGCAGAGGGUGAUGGGGGGAACAUCGAGCAAAUUAGCCAAAGAUCUUCUGUCAGAGUAUCAGGAGCUCACAUUCCUCACAAAGCAAGAGAUCCUACUGGCACACAAGAUAUUCUCUGAACUCCAGGGUGGAGGAAAUGGACCGUACAUCUCCAGAGUGUCCAAGGCCAAGAUCCUCACACUUCCUGAACUGAAGGCUAACCCCUUCAGGGAAAGGUUGUGUCAGGUCUUCUCGACCUCUGACCUGAAGGAUGGCAGCUUGAGCUUUGAGGAUUUCCUGGACCUCUUGAGUGCCUUCAGUGAUUCGGCGACGCUGGAAAUCAAGUCCCACUACGCUUUCCGAAUCUUUGACUUCGACGAUGACGGGACGCUUGAUGCUGGAGACCUGGAGAAGCUGGUGAACUGUCUGACCGGGGAGACGGACGACACCCGUCUGACCGCGGAGGAGAUGAGACAGCUCAUUAGUAACAUCCUGGAGGAGUCCGACAUUGAUAAGGAUGGGACGGUCAAUCUCUCGGAGUUUCAGCACGUCAUCUCCAGAUCUCCUGAUUUCGUCAGGUGACAGAAUUUAGCUUUUUAUUGAAAAAGGGGAAAACUGGACGGUUGAAAUAUUUAGCUGCCCUCGGUCUAAUUAA